AUGAUGAAUUCCACACAGGUUUUAUAUUUCACUCUGAGUGCGUACCUUGACAUUGGACCUUUGAAAUAUCUGUACUUUAUAAUCAUUAUGUGUCUGUAUGUUCUGAUCGUUGGUUCUAAUGUUCUGCUGAUCGUGGUGAUCUGUGUGAACAGGAGCUUACAUGAACCUAUGUACAUGUUUCUGUGCAGCCUGUUUGUGAAUGAACUGUAUGGCAGCUCAGGCUUGUUUCCUUUCUUGCUGGUUCAGAUCCUCUCUGAUGUUCACACAGUUGCUGCUCCUCUCUGCUUCCUGCAGAUCUUCUGUGUUUACACUUAUGCAUCAAUUGAAAUUUUAAAUUUGGCUGUCAUGUCUUAUGACAGGUAUGUCGCUAUCUGUUUUCCUCUGCAGUAUAACACCACAAUGACUGUUAAAAAGGUUGCUUUGCUCAUUGUCCUCACGUGGAUUUUCCCUUUUCUGGCCAUUGUGGUUCUGAUCUCACUGAGUGCACCCCUGCAGCUCUGUGGGAACAUUAUUGAUAAGGUUUUCUGUGGAAAUUACUCCAUUGUCAAACUGAGCUGCUCUAACAUCAGCAUUAACAACAUUUAUGGACUCAUUUUCACAGUCAUCUCCAUAGUGGUUCCUCUCAUUUUAAUCCUUUACACCUACGUAAAGAUUCUGGAAGUGUGUUUUUCUGCGACCAAACAGACCCAACAGAAAGCUAUCAGCACCUGCACUCCUCACUUGGCUUCCAUCUUGAACUUUUCUUUUGGCUGCUGUUUUCAGAUACUGCAGAGCAGGUUCGAACUAAGCAGAGUGCCUCCUAUGUUGGACAUCGUCCUAUCCCUGUACUUCCUGACAUGCCAGCCGCUCUUCAACCCGGUGCUGUACGGCCUGAAAAUGACCACGAUCCGGGAUGCGGGUAAACGUCUGUUAUGUGGAGAAAAGUCUCGUCUUUCAGCAGAGCCAUUCAAUUGAGUGUUUCAUACUUGAGAACCUUCCUGAAGACUCUCGUCUGUGUUGGGCCUAAUUUUAAUUGUGUUACAGGCAUUCAGGUUAGAUGUUUUUUCUUCAAUGAAACAUAAUGUACAGUUUGUAGAAGAACUAUAGCUGUUUAUAGCAUUGAUGCUUUUCUCUCUGUACUGAAUUUAUGUGCAGAUGUUUUAACAUUAAAUGUAUGCAUUGGAUUUGGUUGUCUGUCCUGAUGUUCACAUAAUGGCUUCCUACACAGUCCUCAGAGUCUUCAAUUUGUUGUUAUCAUUUUUUAGAUCUGGAUAAACAUGGACAAAACAAAAUGAAGUGCAGAAAAUGUUUUCCUACUUCCAUUCUCUGAAAGACAA
Molecule: messenger RNA, 1316 nt
Organism: Girardinichthys multiradiatus
Lineage: Eukaryota; Metazoa; Chordata; Actinopteri; Cyprinodontiformes; Goodeidae
Product: olfactory receptor 11A1-like
Exons: 1
Coding region: 1-954 (317 amino acids)
Biological process (GO): G protein-coupled receptor signaling pathway
Cellular component (GO): membrane
Molecular function (GO): G protein-coupled receptor activity; olfactory receptor activity
Source: RefSeq, a predicted model, not a curated record